Molecule: messenger RNA, 2131 nt
Organism: Oncorhynchus nerka (sockeye salmon)
Lineage: Eukaryota; Metazoa; Chordata; Actinopteri; Salmoniformes; Salmonidae
Product: transcription initiation factor TFIID subunit 4-like
Exons: 12
Coding region: 1-1518 (505 amino acids)
Biological process (GO): DNA-templated transcription; transcription initiation at RNA polymerase II promoter
Cellular component (GO): transcription factor TFIID complex
Molecular function (GO): RNA polymerase II general transcription initiation factor activity; DNA binding; protein heterodimerization activity
Source: RefSeq, a predicted model, not a curated record
AUGGUACUGUGUUACUUAGUGCCCCAGCCCUCCCACCAGCACGGCCCCAGCCCUCCUACCAGCAUGUCUGUGACCUCUCAGGCUAUUCGGCCAUGUCCUCCUCCUGUCCAGGCCAAGAUGGUGCUGUCUCCCACUCCUAGCCCUGUCCUCCAGAUCUCCUCCUCCCCUGCGCCACCUUCUAAGGGCCCCAUGGCGCCGGUCGUGGCAGUGACGGCUCCCCAACAGGCCCCCGUGGUGAUGGCCCCCCAGGCCCAGGUCGCCUCGCAGCCAGCCCUGCCCCAGCAGACCAGCGCCCCUGUAGCCCCAGGAGCCUCUGUCAUCUCCCAGGAGAUGCAGGAGAAUGUGAAGAAGUGUAAGAACUUCUUGGCCACCCUGAUAAAGUUGGCUUCCCACAACUCUCCGUCGCCUGAGACCUCCAAAAAUGUCAAGUCACUGGUCCAGGAUCUACUUGAUGCUAAGAUUGAGCCUGAGGAGUUCACCAACAGACUGCAGUCAGAGCUCAAGUCGUCUCCUCAGCCCUACCUGGUCCCCUUCCUCAAGAAAAGCCUCCCGGCCCUGCGGCUGUCUCUGCUCAACAUUCAGCAUUCCCUGAUCCAGCCUCUGCCGCAGGCCAAAGCCACCCCCACCACAGGCACCAGCUCUGCCAUCAUGGCCGUCCCAGCUGUCCGCGGCCGCCUCCCCAACAGCGUCAACACCACGGGGGCCAGUGUCGGGGCCCAGGGACACACAGCUGCCCUGGGUAUCAAGCAAGCGGGAACCUCUGGUUGCCAGGUCAGGAUGCCCAUGUUGAUCACACCAUUAAGAACACAAGGCACUGUCAGCAAGGGAGCCACGUUCCAAGCAGGCAAAAGUCCUGUGGGUUUUGCUGUUAAGGGCUCUGGAAAUCAGAAAAACAAGCUGAACGAUCCCGGAGGCGGUUCUUUCAGGGAUGAUGAUGACAUUAACGAUGUGGCGUCCAUGGCGGGGGUGAACCUGAAUGAAGAGAGCGCUCGUAUCCUGGCAACCAACUCUGAGCUGGUGGGGACACACAUCCGCUCCUGUAAAGAUGAGGCCUUCCUUCACCCGGGCCUGUUACACAGACGCAUCCUGGAGACAGCUAAGAAGUUUGGUGUGUCAGAGGUUCCUAUGGAGGCUGUGAACUUCAUCUCCCACGCUACCCAGUCCCGACUCCGCACUGUGCUGGAGAAGGUCUCCUCCAUCGCACAGCACAGGAUGGACGGUGGUAAAGAUGAGGAGUGGUUUGAGCAGUCGGCAGACGUGCGGUCGCAGCUAAAGUUCUUUGAGCAGCUGGAGAGGAUAGAGAAGCAGAGGAAGGAUGAACAGGAGAGAGAGAUCCUACUCAAAGCAGCUAAAAGUCGCUCCAGGCAAGAGGACCCAGAGCAGGCUCGGCUGAAACAAAAAGCUAAGGAGGUAAGCGCUGUGCUGGAGAUCAUUACCCUUGACAUUUUCCCAAGACUUCAACAUAUAAAUUUUUCAUGCCUCGCUACAUAUGUAAUGCCAUUUAAAGGUCUGACUUAAAAAGUUGUAGGAAUUAUUUGUGCUGAUUGAUGUCCGCCUCGUUUGGAAAAGUGGUUUCUAUAGAACAGAGACACCACACCAAAGAGAUCCUCCUCCUCUUUUCUCUCUCUUUUUCUCUCUCUCCCUCUCUCUUUUCUGGCUCCCGAUAACAUUUUGGAGACUGCUGUUCAUUGUGCAUGGCUCUUUCAAAGAGAUAGAUUGGGGAGCCUAUCAGUGUUGUGAGUACCGGUUUAAUAUUCACCAUAGCACUUUCUGUAAAGCCAUUUGCAUUGUAAAGGCUGAUAGAAAUAUGUUUACUGUCACAGUUAUAUAUGCAUUUUAGUUGAAAACAAUGAAAUGGCUUUGGCACUGUAGGUGCACAAAUGGGAAAUAUCAGAAAUAAAGUAUGAAGCGACUGUGCUUAUUUGUUAAAUUGAGUUGUUUUAGUCCCCCAAUUUCUAAACAAAUAGACAUUUAUAUAUGGAGAUCAUGUGGAUCCCAAAAAGUAGACCACUCUUCUUCUUUGCGGUUUGUUAAUUUAGUGAAAUAGUUUUGAUACGCUGAAAGUUGGUAUGUGUUUAUGUUAAUCGACACCUGAUGUAUGUUGAAACCGAAAGAGCAAAACAUAAUGAGC